ACUGUGGCAACGUCUACAAAACACUUGAAGAAACACCUGCAAAGCUCCCUGAAAAACGAUGGAUCUCCUGUUUACUAGACCGGCGCUUUAACCAACUAAGCGCCACUAACAUAACCGGAAAAAUACGGCUCUUAAAGAUUGUGACAAUGUGCACAUUUUGAAUAAUUAGUGGUUGAUUUAGUAAAAACCUCCUCGUUUGGUCAUUUAUUCAUUUAGCACACACCACUUUCUCUCCGUUUGGCGUUAUUUUACUUUCAUAUUCUUACAUAACCCAAACUUGACUACUAUACUAUAUUCCACUGUAAUAUGCGGUUAACAUGUGAAGAAUAAUAGAAUACGAGGAAAUAUUUUAAAACAUUUGUGAAACCCAGCCGGUGAUUUGCAUUUUCCAAGUGAAACAAUUCCCGUUUUCUGGGUGGGAAGCGAUAUUCGCGUCGCGCGGCGAUGACGUCAGAACCGGAAGUGCGUGCCGAACACGCGUGUUCCCUGCAGCUGUGAAGUAGACAGAAGUUCUGCUCGAUGCUCCUGUUCGCCUGCAGUGGUCCGCGGAUGGAUGGAUGCUGAAGAUGAUGGGCAGGUUGUGUUUUGCUCAUAAGACUGCUCUGGCCCCUAUGGUGCGGGUGGGCACUCUGCCCAUGAGACUGCUGGCUCUGGACUAUGGAGCAGAUAUUGUGUACUGUGAGGAGCUGAUUGACAUCAAAAUGGCCCAGUGUGAGAGAGUGGUAAACGAUGUUUUGGAGACGGUGGAUUUUGUUGCUCCAGAUGAGCGUGUGAUGUUUCGCACCUGCAGUAAAGAGAAGGGCCGCGUGGUCUUUCAGAUGGGAACGGCUGAUCCGGAGAGAGCGCUGGUUGUGGCUAAGCUUGUGGAAAAUGAUGUGGCGGCUGUUGAUGUGAAUAUGGGCUGUCCCAAAGAAUACUCUACAAAGGGAGGAAUGGGUUCAGCUCUUCUCUCUGACCCUGAGAAAAUUGAAGCUAUUCUAAGCACUCUUGUGAAUGGAAUUUCAAAACCUGUUACAUGUAAAAUCAGAAUCCUUCCUACACUUGAGGACACAGUGAAUUUAGUGAAGAGAAUUGAAAAAACAGGAGUGGCAGCCAUAGCGGUGCACGGCAGGAUGAAAGAAGAGCGGCCACGGCAUCCAGUCCACUGUGAUUAUAUCCAGGCUGUGGCUGAGAGUGUGUCCAUACCAGUCAUCGCCAACGGAGGCUCUUCAGACAUAGUGAAGACAUUCGAGGACAUCGAGAAGUUUCGAGCUGCUGCAGGAGCCUCGUCUGUCAUGCUGGCUCGGGCCGCCAUGUGGAACCCCUCCAUCUUCCGCCAGCAGGGGGCGCUGUCUGUGGAGGAGGUGAUGGAGGACUACAUCAGAUAUGCUGUUCGUUAUGACAAUAACCCAUUUAACACCAAAUACUGCUUAUGCCAGAUGCUCAGAGACCGAGUCGAGUCUCCAUUUGGAAAACGGUUGCAUGCAGCUCAGACCAACGAAGAAAUAUGUGAGGUGUUUGGAAUGACUGACUUCUACAACAAGACCAAAGCUGAACUGGAGGCCAGAAAAGCUGCUCUGCAGACCAACGGCGAUCAGACAGAGCAACCAACACAUGAAGAUGAUCUCAUCACAAUGCCUGUCCGCUUCGAAAGGCGAGAUUACCCUCCUCAGAUCACACCAAAGAUGUACCUGCUGGAAUGGAGCCGCAAGGAAAAGCUUGAUCAACCUGUAUAUGAGACGGAACAGCGAACUCAAGAUCGAGCUUUUCAGUCUACAGUUAUCAUUGACAAUAAAAAGUACCGCUCUGCCCUGUGGGAGAAAUCAAAGAAGUUUGCAGAGCAGGCCGCGGCUAUAGUGUGUUUACGCACGCUCGGGCUUCCAGAGGGUCGAAUCGGAGAGGAGCACAGCGGACUGGUAAAUAAACGCAAGAGGGACGACAAGAAAUGUGCAGCGCUAGAUGACAGUGAGUCAGCAGCACGAAAGAGACACACAAGUGAAGUCCCACAGGAAGAGGAAGAGGAAAUGAUAUGCAGGACGAAAGUUGUGAAUGGUGUCUGUGGUCAGACCACACGUUAACAUUGGCCAAAAACUCAUCAUCUGAGCUCGCUGUAACCGACAUUUCAUUCCUUUUCAUUACAGUGCAAAGUGCAGUUUUAUCUGACAAAUAACAGUGCUCUUUGUAGUUGCCUUUAAGUUUGUUAAAUUCAGUGUUCCCUUUUCAGGUGCCACCUCUGUCUUAUUGCACACUAGUACUGGUUUGUAAUUUGCUCUAUGCGACUCAUGGAGGUAUAAUGAGAUUGUUUGUAUUAAAUACACUUUUAAAAUAAUUUUGACAGAUUUCCACUCUUCUCCAGAAAGGGUGCAUUGUAUAUCCAAAUACUUACAGUACAAGGAAGUACCAGAGGUACCAUAACAUGUCAUGAAACUUUAUUUAUUUUAAGUAUUUCUUUCUUUCUUUCUUUCUUUCCAGCAUUAUUGCAAAAUAAACCAGUUUAACUGUUUACUUAACUUGUUUUUUCUCCAUGUACAGUACAAGGAAAUCUUCAGUGACUCACAAAUGUCAAAACCUUGUAAGUUGCAUAACUAGACAGCAUUUUGGGUAUUAUUAUGCACAAAUGAUGACCAAAAAUGCUGUAUAGCCUAUGUAGGCAGCCCUUUAUUUAAAAAAA
Sinocyclocheilus rhinocerous is the source of this 2650-nucleotide messenger RNA. It is a transcript of the gene dus2, whose product is annotated as dihydrouridine synthase 2. The record is from RefSeq and is a predicted model, not a curated record. Gene Ontology annotation, biological process: tRNA dihydrouridine synthesis. The transcript has 16 exons. Gene Ontology annotation, cellular component: cytoplasm. The coding region runs from base 558 to 2057 and encodes 499 amino acids. Gene Ontology annotation, molecular function: tRNA dihydrouridine synthase activity; flavin adenine dinucleotide binding; tRNA binding. NCBI's taxonomy places the organism in Eukaryota, Metazoa, Chordata, Actinopteri, Cypriniformes, Cyprinidae.